GCAAGCGCGAGCGGACAAUCCUAUCCAACCGCUAGCACUCCUGUCAGGCAGCGUGUUAGUUUUCGCCGGGCUGUUUGUUUGGGACAUGUUGCUUCGGAUUGCUGUGUGAAGACAAACCUCACCUGAAGACAGCAGGGAUGGCUCUGGAGCAGCUCAGUGAUGUGGUCCAGAGAUGUCAAGCGCUCCCUGAUGACAGCUACACCGCUGAGGACCAUGACGUCUUCACGAUUGCUGGGCGGACCUGCAUUGAGGAGGGAAACAGUGCACAGGUCCUCAGUAUUAUCCUGGAUGAAAAGAAUCAGGAUAUAGUCAGAUGUAUGGGUUGGAAUCUGCUGCCUCCCCUGAUUCAGGUUUUGCUCAAGAAAGAAGACAAGAACCUUCCUCAAUGCCUGGCCAUUUUCAACCACCUGCUCAAGACUUGUAGGCCCAAGGAGCUGCUGAUUGGCCUGUUGGAGCAGCUGGAGCACGAUGAUCCUGACACCAUAGCAGAAAGUCUCCAUCUGCUGUUGAACCCUCUACAGAAAGUGCUGCUGUGUCUGGGCAGCCGUAAGGCCUCGUCCUUGGGCAUGACCCUGGCCUCAGUGCUGGACCAGGUGGCCAAACUGCCUCUACCUCACACCAAGGAGCAAGAGGAGGAUGACGUCUUCUCGCUUUGCCGCUGCUGCACGGACCUGAUAGCCUUCGUCAGACCUUUCGUCCUCGAGGUCAGGCAAAACCGCCCGAAUGGGGAGGAGCUGAGCGAGAACACAAACAAGAUGCAGAGUGGACUGGACACUGAUAAAGAGGAUGAACUGAGGACAGAGCUGCUGAAGUUCUGCAUGAAGACUCUGAGUCACCCUUUGUUGGAGGUACAGCUCAAAGAUCCUGACACUCUGGCUGUGUCUCCCCUCAGGGAUUUUGCCACAGAGAUUCUGAAUACCCUCAGUGCUAUCGGAGAGUCCCUCUCCAGUCUCGUGUACCAGCCUCUGCUGAAGAGAAAACAGGUUCCAGGCUUUCUGGAGGAGGAGGUGCGUUAUCCUAAAGAGUCUCUGGCCAGCCUGGCUCACCUGGUGUUCGUCCACCACCUGGCUGCGGAUACAUUCCCUAGUGUUUUCAGUCCUGUGUUCUGUCUACGGUGUAACAUGGAGCACGUCUGCCUCCUGUUGUCCAGAAUGGAGGAGACAAGGAUUCAGAAAGGACUGGAGCUUUAUGAGAAGAGUCUUGUGCGGGUACCAGACUGCAGCCUUCCUGCAGAUCUGUUGGAGAUCAAAACCUUCCUCACAGUCCCUCAGAACUUAGUGAAGGUUAUGACAAUGUGUCCAAGGCAUGAUUUGAGGACUAGAGGUCUGAAGGUGUUCCAGCAGAGCAUUGAUAAAUUUAACACUGAAGCCAAGUACAAUUUUUUCCGGUACAUGCUGACCACCAGUAAUCACUCAGGAGUCGAGGGCUACGUCAUCAAAAACAUCAAGAAUCAGAUAGACGUUGCCCUGCAGCCAGGUAACAGUAACACCUGGUUUGAGGGGGUUCACCUGCUCCCUCUGCUGCGCAAGGUUCUCAUUCUCCCAGACGGUCCGGAGACCGACCUCCUGCAGUACCUGGACAGAGUUAUGGAGUCUCUGAACCUGCUGCGUUACCUGGUCAUCAGAGACAAAGUGACAGAGAACCAGACAGGGAUCUGGACAGAGCUGUAUAAGAUAGAGGAUACAUUCAUGAAGCCUCUGCGUGUCGGCGUGAACAUGUCAAGAGCUCACUACGAGAGGGAGCUGCUCAACACCAUGGAGGCCAAGAAGAGCAAGGCCAAAGAGGGGUCAAUGCUUUCUGUGUCUGUUGGUGACGAGAAGCUGCCUAACAUGACAUCAGAGUCACAGAUUCAGGCUCUGCACUCAGCCCUGCAUACAUUCGACAUGAUCGAGAGCGUGCUGGUGCGGAUAGAGGAGCUCAUCGACGUGAGAGAAAAUCUUUAGACUGAGUUUCAAUUGCCACACAUCCUCACCUGUCUCAGGACCUAACGGAUAAAAAAAGCCUUCAACUGAUCUGUUGAUUUAUGUUAAAGAAGAUAAAUCAGCUGUUGAUGCAUCACUUCAAACAGUUAAACCAUGCAACCACUAGUUUUUUUUGAUACUGUAUUUCAAGUGUUGUUUCCAGCAGGUCUGCUUGGUAUCAAAAAUCAAGUAUUACUGUAAAACAUUUCAAACAGUGUCUAUAAAACCAAAACCAAAUUAAAGCUGCGAGCAGCGUUGAACGGGCCCUCGCACCCGGCGCCCGUCGGGGGAGCAGCGACCGCGGGACCCCGGCAACCGCGGGGUCGACACAGGUCGCAGGGCACACGCUGGCGUAACAGUUCACACUUCCGAGAUGUAAAAAUUUUAAAUAAAAGCUUUUAUGCUAA
Molecule: messenger RNA, 2368 nt
Organism: Lates calcarifer (barramundi perch)
Lineage: Eukaryota; Metazoa; Chordata; Actinopteri; Centropomidae
Gene: glmna
Product: glomulin, FKBP associated protein a
Exons: 19
Coding region: 138-1943 (601 amino acids)
Cellular component (GO): cytoplasm
Molecular function (GO): ubiquitin-protein transferase inhibitor activity
Source: RefSeq, a predicted model, not a curated record